Cydia fagiglandana is the source of this 843-nucleotide messenger RNA. RefSeq lists its product as uncharacterized. Gene Ontology annotation, biological process: DNA replication, removal of RNA primer. The record is from RefSeq and is a predicted model, not a curated record. Gene Ontology annotation, molecular function: RNA-DNA hybrid ribonuclease activity; nucleic acid binding. Lineage: Eukaryota; Metazoa; Arthropoda; Insecta; Lepidoptera; Tortricidae. The transcript has a single exon. Bases 1 to 843 code for a protein of 280 amino acids.
AUGGCUAUUACUGGUGCGUUUAGAACGACGCCAACAGCGGCGAUGGAGGUACUGCUAGACCUCUCGCCGCUACACCUAGUGAUACAAUCUGAGGCGCGGAAAUCGCUACACAGGUUGACCCUAACAGGACUCUGGAGCGAUAGCAAGCCAAAGACCAAACACACAAACAUGGAAUGCGACAAUUUCAUGGAAAGGAUUACGAACAUGGGCUGCGAUAAGAUGCAACCCAAGUUUGUGUUCCAUAAGAAUUUUAACGUUAAAAUUCCAACAAGGGCUGAGUGGACCGAAGGUCUUGAAGCACCAAUCUCUGAUGAAAACGACAUUAUAUGGUACACAGAUGGGUCUAAGACAGAAUCUGGUACGGGGGCAGGCAUUUAUGCAAAUGACUUUAGUAGUAGCAUAAGCAUGGGCAAUUACGCCACUGUCUUCCAAGCCGAGACAUUCGCUAUAAUUGCCUGUGUUCAUGAGAAUAUAGUUAGGCGAACCCAAGGGAAGAAUAUCUAUAUACUCAGCGACAGUCAGGCCGCUCUCAAAGCGCUCGAAGCUCCCAGAGUGGACUCUAGACUGGUAUAUAAUGGCGUCCAAGCUCUGAACCAGCUUGGAAGGCAAAACAGGGUGCAACUGGUAUGGAUCCCAGGGCACGAGGGAUUCAUAGGCAAUGAAAAUGCAGAUGAACUCGCCAGAGCCGGAUCUGCAAGUAACCUUAUAGGUCCGGAACCAUUCGUGGGGCUCUCACAGGGAACCAUCACAACGGCUAUUAAAGACCAUACCAAGACUAAACACCAGGAAGAAUGGGAUAGUCUGAAGGGUCUAAAGCAUGCAAAGCUCUUUAUGCAAGGAUAG